AUGCAGAAUGAUGAUAUUGAAACUGAUAUUAACAAGUUAAAGCCCGUUCACGAAUUGGGGCGACCAAUAGAAGAACUGGAAGUAUACAAACAGUUUUUCCCAGAGCUUACAGAAGACUUUCAGACAUAUAACCUUUCUGGAAAAGACCAUGCCAGUGUAUCAAAGGCUGAUAUUCAGCAGCCGGGACCCAUUAUUGUGCCUACAGCAGGAGAAGAGCUGCUAUCAAAAAGAAAAGUGAUUAAAGUUUCUGUUAAAGAAAGUGAUACGCCGGAAAGCCAGCAGAUUCUACCUACUGUUUAUCACAGAGUUGCGCAGGAUCAUAAGCUACCAAUUCUUACAGAUUUGCAAAGUAAAGAGCAAAGUAAAAAUAGUGUGAACUCGCAGUAUUCUAAACAAAAUGGCCAUACUACUACACAAUGCUUGAACAGUGAAAUUGCAAAGGGCUUGGAUGGUAUGUCCUUGCACUGUAAAAAUCCUUCUAAUGAUGUUAAGUGUUGGAACUCGAGACAUGUGAGUGGAGUUGAGAAUAAGCCCAGCUUUUUGACACUGGGGGAUACCUGCAGCAAAACUUGUCAACAGCUCUCUGGUUGUGGAAAGUCAUUAUUUGUUUCAUCAUUUGGCCAGCCUCCAUCUUGGCAACAGGUUGGUUCUCAACUGGGUCAGUUGUGCUGUUCUGGCAUUGACACUGAUGCAGAGGAUGAGUCCUCUGUAAGUUCUGAAGAGCCAGGAAUUUCUGAAUUACCGGAGCCAGGUGUCUUGCAACCACUUCAUGACUCUGACCUUUAUGUUGAAAUUGUUAAAAAGACUAAAUCUGUACCUGAAUACAAUGAAGUAGCAUAUCCUGAUUAUUUUGGACACAUUCCACCUCCAUUCAAGGAACAUCUUAUAGAAAGACCCUAUGGUGUACAAAGAGCAAAAAUAUUCCAAGAUAUUGAGAGACUGAUCCAUGCAAAUGACAUUAUUGACAAAAUUGUAUAUGAUCUUGAUUUUCUUAGCUAUCCAGUACCAGAAGAUGGAGAAACAUUAAGAUUCAACUCACAAUUUGAAUCUGGAAAUCUUCGAAAAGCCAUUCAGAUCAGAAAGUUUGAGUAUGACCUCAUCCUUAAUUCUGACAUAAACAGUAAUCACCACCACCAGUGGUUUUACUUCGAAGUGAGUGGAAUGCGAAAUGCUGUUUCUUAUCGAUUCAACAUUAUCAACUGUGAAAAGUCCAAUAGUCAAUUUAACUAUGGUAUGCAUCCCAUAAUGUAUUCUGUCCAAGAAGCCAUGCUGGGAAGGCCACAAUGGAUUCGAACUGGGACAGAUAUCUGUUAUUACAAGAAUCAUUUUUCCAGAAGUUCAAUAGCAGCUGGGGGUCUAAAAGGAAAAUCUUAUUACACGCUGACAUUUACGAUGAACUUUACCCAUAAAGAUGAUGUGUGCUAUUUUGCUUACCACUAUCCAUAUACAUACUCUACCUUGCAGAUGCACAUCCAAAAACUGGAGACACUGCAUGACCCUCAGCAGAUUUAUUUUCGGCAAGAUUCGAUCUGUGAAACUUUAGGAGGUAACCCUUGCCCUGUACUGACCAUUACUUCCAUGCCAGAGUCCAAGUCCUGGGAAAGUCUAUACCAGUUUAGAAAUCGACCGUACAUUUUCUUAACAUCUCGUGUCCAUCCUGGGGAAAGUAAUUCCAGUUGGGUGAUGAAGGGAACUCUGGAAUUUUUAAUGAGCAACAGCUUGGCAGCUCAAAAUUUGCGGGAUUCUUAUAUUUUCAAAAUUGUCCCCAUGCUGAACCCAGACGGAGUAAUUAACGGAAGUCACCGCUGCUCUUUAAGUGGCGAAGAUCUUAAUCGGCAGUGGUUAACCCCAAAUCCUGAACUGCACCCGACAAUUUACCAUACCAAGGGCUUGCUGCAGUACUUGGCCAGUAUACAACGUAGUCCUCUGGUCUUUUGUGAUUAUCAUGGUCACUCACGGAAGAAAAAUGUCUUCAUGUAUGGGUGCAGUAUAAAGGAGACAGUGUGGCAAACUGACGUUAGUGCUGCUUCUUGUGAUCUGCAGGAAGACCUUGGAUAUCGGACUCUGCCAAAGGUACUGAAUCAAAUUGCUCCAGCGUUCUGCAUGAGCAGCUGUAGUUUUGUGGUGGAGAAGUCCAAGGAAUCCACAGCACGGGUUGUUGUCUGGCGAGAGAUUGGUGUUACAAGGAGCUACACAAUGGAAAGCACGUACUGUGGAUGUGAUCAGGGCAAGUACAAGGGGCAACAGAUGGGGACAAGAGAACUAGAAGAGAUGGGAGCUAAAUUCUGUCUUGGCCUUUUACGCUUGAAGAGGCUGACGUCUGUAGAAUGUAGAUUUCCCCCUGGCCUUCUGGAUGUGGAAAAUGAUCUGAUUGACACCAGAUGCAAUGUCACCAGUCCUACCACUCAAGUCCUUGAUGAAGAUGAACCACGCUGCCUUGAAGAGGUUGAUUACAGUGCUGAGAGCAGCGAUGAGCAAGACAUUGAUCUAAAUGAAACAGCUGACUUUGACACCCAAUACUUUGACCCAAGUACACAGGAGGAGCAACUCUCCGAUUCUGACAUCCCAAAGACAGACUUCUUUCUCUAAGUUAUAAAUCACCAAAGAGGCUGGAAAAUAAGUCUGAUAUCCUAUAACCAAUUAAAAAAAUCAGGGUUAAAAUAGUCUGCUUUGAGUAAGAGCUAGCUCACUCAGACAUAUUGGCUAAAUUAAUAAUAAAUAUACUGCUGGUAAGACUGGAAAAUUCAACUCUGUGUUAUUGACUUCAAGUGCAUUUGUACAAGUCAGGAUAGAAUCCUCUGCUGUUUUUAUUUUCUCUGGAUGCAGUUGCAUGGCUGAAGGUUUGUUCCCACUGAUUUUGUAUGCGAUUUUACUUUUCACUGUUAGUCUGUAUGCACAGAUUGUUCUCAAGAUAUGUACCAGUGAUUCUUUGAGGGCAAAUAGUAGUUUGUGGAGAAGUUGGUAUUGGCUUGUCUGUUCAAACUUCAAAUGACAUCUGUAUUUAUUUCACCAACUUUCAUUUUAGUUGUGUCAGACAGUGUUCCAGGAUCGCUUGAUGAGAAAUACGCUGCUUCAGCUACAAUGUUCAAAUAUUGAGAAUUAUAUUGUUAUUGUUACAUAGAAUUGAUCUGUCUUGAAAUGUAUCCAUCCUGCUGCUGAAAGAAUAUAAGUUGCACCUUGCUGUGGAUUAUAUAAAAGGUAAAAGCUGGCUGUUACUGUAUUUAAAUUUAUUGCCAACAUUACCAUACAAUGUUGACACUAUGUACAGCGAAUUGUUAGCUUGUCAUGAAUAAUGAAAUGAUGUAAUUUUGAUUUUCAGACUACAAAUUAAAGAAUUGUAUUGUGGUAGUAAAUUUGCAUACACCUGUCAGUAUUGUUUCUAUUUUUGUGCCUAAAAUGCUAAUAAACUAAAAGCUUUAAA
Rhincodon typus (whale shark) is the source of this 3421-nucleotide messenger RNA. RefSeq names its product ATP/GTP binding carboxypeptidase 1 (gene agtpbp1). The transcript has 14 exons. Bases 1 to 2589 code for a protein of 862 amino acids. The record is from RefSeq and is a predicted model, not a curated record. Gene Ontology annotation, molecular function: zinc ion binding; metallocarboxypeptidase activity. Gene Ontology annotation, biological process: C-terminal protein deglutamylation; protein side chain deglutamylation; proteolysis. Lineage: Eukaryota; Metazoa; Chordata; Chondrichthyes; Orectolobiformes; Rhincodontidae.